AUGAAUACACCGAAUUCGGCACCAUCAACAACGCCAUCCUCAUCAUCAGUCACAACCUCCGCCACAGGAGGUAUCGGUUUGGAACAGUCAUCGUUAUGUCUGGUCUGCAAAGCCCUCUUUGAUGGCUUAGCACCACGGAAUGAGUAUGGAGAAGUGCAUCACUACGGCCUAGAGGCACUCUUCACAUCGGCAUCGAGGGGUUGCCAUCUAUGCUUGACGGUCUCACAGUCGAUAGAUCCAGAGUCAUUCAAAUCAUUCCAAGCACGGCUCCUGAGGGACAACAAAGUGGAGAGCUGGGGCUUUGCAGCCGUCAGCCCGAUUGCAAGGGACCAAGCGAGGAUAAGGUUUAGGUAUCUGAGGACCCAGCGAUCUGACGAUGAGGUGUUCGAAGGCAUGAGCACUUCGGAGAAGCGGAAGACAAGAAUGAACAUGACUUCGCCUGGAACCAGUAUGGACUUCAAGACGCUCAGUGACACCAGUGGCAGCAGUGAGAGUGGUAGGGCAAGACGUGAGCAGAUGCCGAUCUUAGUGGAGCUGAUUCUGAUGAACCCCAAGUAUGCAGUAGAGCCUGGUGUUCGCCGGAUAGGUCUCGAGUCCAUCCAUACCGGCUCAACCGAAUCAUUCGACAUCGCACGCAAGUGGAUCGACGAGUGCAUGUUCAACCACAUGAAAUGCUCCGUCACCGAAGGCGCCGGUCCCAUCUGGAAGCCUACUCAUCUACUCGACGUGUCUGUCAAAGGUCCGAAAGGCGCACAGGGUAUCAAGCUCGUCGAUGCCAUGUUCCUGGACGAGUUCACCGAGUAUGUGACGCUAAGCCAUGUUUGGGGCAGGUCGAAAGCCAUUCGAUUACACAAGGGUACGUUGAAGGCUCUGCGUCAAGGAGUCGCGGCUUCAUCUCUGCCCAAAACAUUCGCGGAAGCCGCGAUGGUGGCAGACAAGCUUGGCUAUCGCUAUCUUUGGAUAGAUGCGCUUUGCAUCAUGCACGACAACGAGCAAGCUGUUCUGAAGGAGAUCUCGCAAAUGGAUAAGAUCUACUCCUCGGCCUCGCUCAAUAUCGCUGCUACCUCGUCUCGCGAUGAUACAGGCGGCCUGAUCUACCCACGUAACGUCAAGGCCCUGCAACCUUGCGUUGUGGAUGUCAACGGUGUGGGCGUUGCCAAUGGCAUGUACAAGAUCUUACGGUCGACGGUGUGGCACGACCUAGUCGAUACGUCACCACUAGGCAAACGAGCCUGGUGCUUUCCAGAACGCUGCCUCGCCAAAAGGACAUUACACUUCACUCGGACGGAACUUAUGUGGGAGUGCCAGCAAAUGUGCUGCAGCGAAGUAUUUCCGAAAGGUCUACCAGCAACAAUGUCUGCUCCCGCCGGCCAAGACGGGGUCGAGUUCUUCAACAAGCGCACACACCACCAACGCCACGGCAACUGGCACCAACUCGUCAAGCUCUACUCACGUGGCCGCAUGAGCUACACCUCCGACAAGCUGCUCGCGGUAGCCAGCCUUGCUCGCCAGUACAUGGUGCGCAACCGCCUUCGAGAAGCAGACUACAUCUGCGGCCUGUGGAGACCACAACUCCCAGCCGCAUUACUCUGGAGGACAGACAAGGGCAAACGCCCCGUGAAGUACCGCGCACCGACGUGGUCAUGGGCAAGUAUCGAGGGCGACAUCGUCUAUCCGGAGAACCCAGCCCAAGGCCCCGUUGCGGCGUCGAAAGAGACCUGCCUCGAGAUCAUAUCGACCGAGCUGGCGCACAAAGCAAACGAUGUCUUCGGACAGUGCGAGUCCGCUCGCUUGAAAGUCCGUGGCUUCAUGGCUCGUGGCCUUCUGCCUCGAACGCGCGACUACUGGGGCCAGACGCCCUGUGAGAUCCAGUGUAAGCAGGCAACGCUCGAGCUUGAAUCCGCAUGGUUCGACGAAGACCUGCCCAAGCUAUCCGAUCCAAGCGCAGGCGUAGGUAUGAUCGAGCACUUGCAGAUCUACCUACUCCCGGUAGUCGACGUGAUGGAUCGCGUGGAGGGACUGCUGCUGUGCUCGAAUAUCAAAAGAGGAGAGUUCAGGAGGAUAGGGCAGUUUGAAAUCAGUAGGUAUGACCAGACGAAUUGGGACAAGUUCAGGGCCGUGAUGAAGGGCGAUCCAGACAUGGGGAACUUUGAGGAAAGGUUGGAUCAUACUAAUGGGUAUUGGUUCGCGAGUGAUUAUACUUAUGGGAUCACGCUGGUUUAG
Molecule: messenger RNA, 2223 nt
Organism: Cyphellophora attinorum
Lineage: Eukaryota; Fungi; Ascomycota; Eurotiomycetes; Chaetothyriales; Cyphellophoraceae
Exons: 2
Coding region: 1-2223 (740 amino acids)
Source: RefSeq, a predicted model, not a curated record